CCCAUCUUCUCUACCUCCGGAUACGCCUGCGAUGAUUGUGCACGUCCCCCUCCUCGUCUUCCUGCUCGCCAACGUCGCCCCCACCGACGCCGGGCUCUUCUCGCGCAGCUCCGACUCCUCGCUCUCCCGCGCCGCCCGACACGCGCGCCGUAACGCAAUCAAGCAGAGCAGCGGCCUCUGGGACGACAUCCGCCUCGCGUACACGGGCAUGUUCCAGCAGAAGCCCCAAGUCCUGCAAUCGAAGCUGUACUGCACGAACAAUGCGGGCACGGGGCUCUCCGGACUCGGGCUGAACAACACGAGCGGGGCGGAUGGAAACGAUGGGGACGGGGACGGGUCUCAUACGACCAGUGGGUCAUCGCAUACGACCGAGGCUCCGAGUGCGUCCUCACCGGCUUCGGUUUCCGUUACAGAGACUGGGACGGCGCCGUCGUCCACAACGACGUCAUCUGGCGCGCCGUCUGGUUCGGGAAGUUCUUCUUCUCCGUGGAAAGUGGCCCAAAGCUACGAGGGGAGCUCUUUCUUUGACGGAUGGGUCUUCACCAAUGCGCCUGACGACACGACCCAUGGAAUCGCGCAGUACGUGGACCAAGGGACAGCGCAAUCGGCCGGCUUGAUCGAGGUCAAUGGCGCCGGAAACGCCGUCAUGCGGGUCGAGACGACACCCACCGUCUCGGGCAACCGCAUGAGCAUCCGCAUCACCACGGAGUACACCUACACCGGCGGCCUCAUCAUCAUGGACGCCGUGCACAUGCCUACCGGGUGCGGAACGUGGCCGGCGUUCUGGAGCAACGGCCCCAACUGGCCCGCCGGCGGAGAGAUCGACAUGGUCGAAGGCGUCAACGACUACACGAACGUCCAGGUCACGCUCCACGCCGAGCCGGGCUGCACGAUGUCCUCCGCGGACCCCAACGUGCUCGGCAUGACCGGGUCCGUCAUCACGUCCACCGACUGCGGGGUCAGCGGUACGUCGAACAGCGGCUGCGGUGUGCGCGCGAGCCAGACGAACUCGUACGGCGCGGCGUUCAAUGACAUCGGUGGCGGCGUCUAUGCCACGUUGUGGGACGACGACGGCGUCAAGACGUGGUUCUUCCCUCGCAGCGCCAUCCCGAGCGACAUCGCCAACGGCGCGCCGCAGCCCACGGGCUGGGGCAGCCCUGUCGCCUCGUUCCCCUCCAGCUCGUGCGCCCCGUUCAGCAAGUACUUCUACCAGCACACUGCGAUCUUCGACACGACCCUGUGCGGCGACUGGGCCGGCAACGUAUGGUCAGCCGACAGCUCCCCAGGGCAGAGCCAGACCUGCGCCCAGAGCACCGGCGUGGCGGCCUGUGUGGACUUUGUCCGCGGGAACGGCUCGGCUUUCGACCAAGCCUACUGGGAAGUGAAGAGCGUCAAGAUCUACCAGAGCUCAUGACGCGCGGCGCCCCGCCACACACCAUGCACCCCCCCUCUCUCGCUCGUUCUUGGACACACACGGGUGACAAGGGUCACCGGCACUGCAGCGCGCCACCCUGGACGAUCGGACGCUCCUACGCCCCUAUUAGGCCCAGCGUGCCCGAUCUCCGAUCGUCCACAUCCUCCAGGCUCGUGGCUCGCUUGGAGGGCGGCGCACGCGACCGCACUACGUGUCGCAUUGCUCUCCGUGUGGAACGGCUCCGCGCGCACAACAUAGAGGUUGCCUGCCGACGACUCAAGAUGGCAUGGCAUGAGGCAGGGCCCGGACCUGUCUCCUGCUACCGACACUGUGCACUGACAAACGACAUCACGACGCUCACGCUCACGAAUCACAUACACAACGCACUAUCCCGCACACUGCUUAUGGACGCUGUUGGGCUUCUCUGUUGUAUCGUCGCGGGUCGGAGCAUACUUCAUAUAGACUGCAGGUGUUGUCCGUGUUGUACUAUCUGCUUAUUGUAUUAUAACUGUCGCUGCCAUUAUGCUGUCCC
This is a messenger RNA of Dichomitus squalens LYAD-421 SS1, 1946 nucleotides long. RefSeq lists its product as uncharacterized. The transcript is spliced from 6 exons. Gene Ontology annotation, molecular function: hydrolase activity, hydrolyzing O-glycosyl compounds. Bases 32 to 1414 code for a protein of 460 amino acids. Lineage: Eukaryota; Fungi; Basidiomycota; Agaricomycetes; Polyporales; Polyporaceae. The record is from RefSeq and is a predicted model, not a curated record. Gene Ontology annotation, biological process: glucan catabolic process.